This is a messenger RNA of Trichomonas vaginalis G3, 690 nucleotides long. RefSeq names its product chaperonin family. Bases 1 to 690 code for a protein of 229 amino acids. The record is from RefSeq and is a predicted model, not a curated record. The transcript has a single exon. Gene Ontology annotation, biological process: protein folding. Gene Ontology annotation, cellular component: chaperonin-containing T-complex. Lineage: Eukaryota; Parabasalia; Trichomonadida; Trichomonadidae. Gene Ontology annotation, molecular function: ATP binding; ATP-dependent protein folding chaperone.
AUGGCUGUUCAGUUACCAUCUAACUGGGACAUCAAGCGUCUUGCUCGCGCAGUGAAAGCAGUUCCACUUCUCCGCAUUGGUGCACCAACCGAAGACGAGAUUGGCCACUGCAAGUCGGUCGAAGCUCGCGAGAUUGGUUCCACACCAAUUGUCAUCUUCGAAGCCGAUGGCGAGAUCUCUACUGUCAUCAUCCGCGGUGCUACACCAAAUCUUAUUGACGACAUCGAGCGUUCCCUCGAUGAUGCAGUCAACUCAUUCAGAAUCCUCACAGAGCAUCCACUUCUUGUUCCAGGUGCCGGUGCAUCAGAGAUGGAGCUUUCCACACAGAUUUCUAAGUUUGCCGAAUCACGUCCUGGCAUGGACCAGUACGGCAUCCGCAAGUUUGCCGAAGCUCUUGAAGUUAUUCCACGCACCAUUGCAGAGAACAGUGGCAUCCGCAUUUCAGAAUUCAUGGCCAAGAUCCGUGCCUCACACAACAAGGGCGAAUCUUCAUCAGGUGUUGAUGUUAUCAAUAUGGACAUUGGCAAUUCUAUUGAACUUGGUGCCUGGGAUAUUGCCCAUGUCAAAGAGUGGGGCAUGAAGUUUGCAUGCGAAGUUGCCUGUACACUUCUUCGUGUUGACCAGAUCUGCAUGGCUAAGAAAGCUAGUGGACCAGCUCCUCGCUCUAUGGGAGCGCGCGAUGAGGAUUAA